ACAGUUGCAACUAAAAUAAUAACACAAGUGGUUUGCGUUCGCGGGUAGGUACUACAAUAUCGGCAGUCGCGACGACUAAGAAGAAGUAAAAGGAAGGAAGAACGACGAGAAGAAUAAAGUGAGAAUAAGAAGACAGCGGACUCGUUACUCAGUAGUGUGCAUUUGUGCAGUAAGGUGGUCGCGAUUACCAGCUGACGGUCGCAGGCACCAGGCAGGGCACUGACACUUCUGGUCUCUCGGCGGCGGAUUUUGGGAAGAACGAACGAAGAACGUUUUUACCUUCUUCGCGAGCUUUGUAUUCUCUCGAUUGUCGUUUCGAUGUAAUUUGGUGGCAACGGCCAGGGCUAGGACACUAUUACUCGGUGCUCUGCACACCACACAGGACCGGGAUGCAAAAACAAAAAAUAAAAAAGUGAGCGCGCCCACCAUAUCAGUGGCACUACCAGUGGUACUUAUUAAUGCGAAGUGCAUGUGCGAGCCGCGAUCUUGUUUCGCGGCGCAUUCUUGAACCUUCCGGCGAUGCUGACGGGGUCACCGCGGCUAAUGCAACUACAAACAAUAGGACUGACAUGAUGGUCUACCCGGACCCCCAAUGGACCUGUUCGGCUACAGCCCCCAUGCUCCAACUAUAUGAGGAUGUCAGUUAUAGAGUGAAUGUAGUGGAAGCCUUACAAGAAUUCUGGCAAAUGAAACAAGCCAGAGGUGCAGAUCUACGUAAUGGUGCCCUUGUAAUAUACGAAUCAGUCCCUUCGAAUGCUCAACCAUAUGUUUGUUAUGUUACAUUACCAGGUGGAUCUUGCUUUGGUAGUUUUCAAAACUGUCCAACCAAAGCUGAAGCACGUCGGAGUGCAGCGAAAAUAGCUUUAAUGAAUUCCGUUUUUAAUGAACAUCCUUCUAGAAGAAUAUCUGACGAUUUUAUAGAAAAAGCAGUGGCGGAGGCACGAUCAUCUUUUAAAGGUGAAAGUGAAGAAGCCGACAAUCCAAAUACAGGCAUAGGCGCCUUCAGAUUUAUGUUAGAAUCGAACAAAGGGCGCACUAUGCUAGAAUUUCAAGAAUUAAUGACAGUGUUUCAACUUCUUCAUUGGAACGGUAGCCUUAAAGCCAUGCGUGAACGGCAAUGUAGUAGACAAGAAGUUGUAGCCCAUUACUCAAACAGAGCCUUGGAUGAUGACAUGAGGUCCCAAAUGGCAUUAGAUUGGAUAGCUAGGGAACAAGAAUGUUCGGGUUCGCUCAGGAAAGAGCUUAAUCAGGCUGAAAGAGAAUUAGAAUCUGCAAGAUUAGCUAGUCGAGAACUUAGGUUUCCCAAAGAAAAAAAGGACAUUCUUAUUUUGGCUCAUAGUCAGUUGUAAAUACGCCCGUGAUGAAGAAAAAGGUUGGUCGUAAUAAAGGAAGACAUUUUGUAAUGUUGUUGUCAACAAAUGUGAUCAAAUUUUUUUAAUAAAUGUGAAACGAUAAAAAAUGAGAAUGCAUAUAUUAUUGCCAUAGUUAUUUCUCAUUUUGAUUGAGGUCAAGAGUGACAGUAAUUAUGAAGAUAUUUGCAUUGUCACUAAUUCAUUCAUAAACUAAUAUCAUAAUUUUUUUAAAACUUUAUAAUGAUGUCAAGUAAUAUGCAGAAGAAUUCAUGUAAAAACAGAUAUUUUUAAACUAAUUUGAAAAAAAAAUAAAUGUAAACCAUAGUGACGGCACUAUUCUGGCACGAUUUUAAGUGGGCCAAAAUAAGAGCAUAGUAGAAUAGUGAAAGUAAGUAAUAAAAUAAAGUAUGGAAAUGCCUAAUGGUCCUAAAUGCGGAUAAUUCAAAGUAGAAAUAUAUUCAGAAUAUAAAUGUGACAUAUACAGUGUUCCCUUUUUUUAAAUACAUUAUCUAAAGUAGUAUUUCUAAUAUUGUAUAAUUUCACUGAUUUUUGGGCAUUUUCAAACUUCUAUAUUUUUUGUAAUAUAGCUACAGAAGGACUACUGCAUUGCAAUUGAGUUUUCACUAAUAAAUUUAGAAAUUCUCAAAACAUAUUGGUGUUUGUUUAAGUGUUGUUGCUGAUUACUAACAUUUUAAUAGAAAACAUAUUAAUUUACAAAUAUUUCCUAUUCAGGUCCUAUUUCUUUCCAUUCAUUCAUAUAAAUUUGAAAUUAUUUAAAAAAGGAUGUAUCCCACCAAAUUCAAAAAUUAUAUUCUCAUCCUCAGAAUCUAACUGACACUAUUUUCCACAAUAAUAUUUUAAUAAAGAUUAUUAGAUGAUGAUCUCUAUUUUGUGUUUAUUUAUUGGAAUUUUGUAAAAUUCCAUAAAUAUAUUUUUUAUAAUUUUAAAAAUUACAUGCAUAAUACAAUAAAAAUUUUAUCGUUCUUUGACUUUUUUUAUACAUUUUCUGGAAUUGUAUAUUUUAAGAGGUGAUUUUUUGAAUAUACGAAUGUAUGUUACAAAAUAUUUUAAAAUUUUUGGUUGUUGUAUUUCAACGAUUAUUGUAUUUUUCCAUAUUUUGAUAUUACACUAUUAAAAUAUAAUAUUUUGUGCUUUAUGACUCUAAUUUCAUAUUUACUGAAAGAAUUUGAUAACUAAAAAUAUAAUACAGAUGUUUUGAUACGCUUUGAUAUAAUGAUUGGUUUUGUUUGUCCUAUAUGAAAAAAGGAAAUUUAAAAUGGACAAAAAAAUCGAGAAAACUUCUUUAAAAAAACAAAAAUAAGUAUAUAUACAAUACUUUAUGUGUAAAUAAAAUUCAUUUCAAGUGUAAUUUGGAAUUUUUGUUAUGAAAAUGCCUCUGCUCACAAUCCAUAAUAUUAUUAGCAAUGAUCAUCAUCACUUUUUAAAAAGUACUAACUUUUGAUAUAAAAUUGUUCAAGUCGAACCAUAUGGUAAUAAGAGUAUAUUAUACCGGAGAACAGAGAAAAUAUAUUCUGAAUAUGAAUCAAGUAGUGGUAGUAGUAAUACAGAUUAAUCCAUACAUGCUACAAAGAGUUGUCUUGGAAAAUAUUGGAUAAUUAUACAUAUAAAAACAAAAUAAACAAGUUGAAAUUUUUGGAACCGUUCGUCAUAAUCAUACUGAACACACUGCUUACACUACCACCACACCAAUACUCACACUUCACUGUGUGACGCACGUUUCGAUAACAAAGUUAUCGUCUUCAGGGACUGAAGGUAAACUGAGUUUACCACCACUACAACAACACUGACGAUUACACUGUGGGACGCGCGUUUCGAUAACCAAGUUAUCGUCUUCAGAAACUGAAGGUAAACUAAAAUCUAAUGACUUGACUUUUCUGUUUUAUACUAAAUUUUCCCAGAAAUAAACUUUUUCUCGCGAAAAAUUAAGGUUUGAGAAAUCCUCUUUCCAAAAUCAAAAUGAAAAACAGGAAAAAUUUGCUCUGAUACCUCCCAAGCCUGUUUAAACAAAGUAAAUGGAAGGAAUUUUCAACAUCCAACAAUACAUGAAAACAAUUAUUUAGUAAUCCUAAGGAUGAAACACCAAAUUUGGAAAAGAGUGGUAUAUAUCAACUUAGCUGUGGUGAUUGUGGCUGGAAGUAUAUCAGGCUAACAAAGAGAUGUGUUUAUGUCCGGUUUAAAGAGCACAUAGCUCAUUUAAAAUAUAGACGAACGGAAAAAUAAAUUGUUGGAUGAAUUUUAAACCACUGAAAUUGCUAAAUGUAAGAACAGUUUAAAUAAGAACAAAGGGCAUAUUCCUUAGAGCCCAUUCUAUAGUUUAGUAAUUAAGGAAUAAAUGAUUCACGCGUAGAAGGUAUUCCCGCUGGAAUUAUUGAGGUAAACAGGUAAGUCGAGUCAAUAGGUUUUAGUUCUGAGGUCUCUGAAGACGAUAAUUUGCUUAUGGAAAUGUAAUUGUCAGUAUUAGUGCAGUGGAAAUAGUUUUUAUUACUGUUGUACUGUUGUUACGAAAUAUCGCCACUGGUAGAUUGUUAUGCCGAUUGUGAAAAUGAUCUAGCCGCAACACUAAUGGUAUUAUGUAAGUAAACCUAUGGUGGAUACCAAUAUCAUCAGUGUCAUUGUAGAAUGUCCUUAUCAUCUGGAAGUUCGAUUUCGUAUUGACAUCGAAAUGUACCUUAUACAAAAAUAAAAGAAAAAACAUCGCACGUAUUCAUACAAAACAUUUUCUUUUGCAUGAUCACCAACAUAACAAGUGGAAUUUUAUAUGACUUUGAAAUAAAAAAUAGAAAUAGGAGAAGCAACAUUUAUAAGUGUGCCACUGUUUCAAUAGUUGAAAUUGAGUAAAAUUAAAAUAUGGACAUUAUUUAAACGUCUGUUAUUCAAAAUAAAAUAGAUUUAUUAUAUAUCUAAACCCGAAACAAUCAAAAUAUUAUUUAAUGUAAACACUGUAAUUUAGACCACAUUCCUGUCCGAAAUGUCUACUUCCGUCCCUGUUCACAUACCUUAUAUGACCAUACAUUAUCCUUUCUAUUUUAUUUUCCAAUGAAAAUUCAAAUAGCAGUACCCACUACACAUUAUAUUGUUUAUACUUGACAAAAAAUAUUUUUCGCAUUUUAGCCUGUGAUAAAUGUACUGGAUAGAUUUAAUAUAGCAAUUAAAACCUAAUUAAUAAGCGGAAAGGGUUUGCUACUCUAUUGAGUUUGUCAUAUAAUGUGCUUCUAAAUAAAAACUGUAAUAUUUAGUAAACAUGUUUUUUUUGUCCACGUAGUAUAAGCUAUUGCAUUAUUUCUUUAUUAUACUUUUAAUAAUGACUGAUCACUUAUCGCUAAUUUCUGGUAUA
This is a messenger RNA of Diorhabda sublineata, 4707 nucleotides long. It is a transcript of the gene lft, whose product is annotated as protein limb expression 1 homolog. Gene Ontology annotation, cellular component: cytoplasm. The coding region runs from base 459 to 1349 and encodes 296 amino acids. Gene Ontology annotation, biological process: autophagosome maturation. The record is from RefSeq and is a predicted model, not a curated record. Lineage: Eukaryota; Metazoa; Arthropoda; Insecta; Coleoptera; Chrysomelidae. The transcript is spliced from 5 exons.